CCCAUCCCCUCAGCUCCCUCCCCGGUCAGAGGGACAGAGCGAGAGAAGAUGGCGAAGACGUACGAUUAUCUCUUCAAGCUGUUGCUGAUCGGAGACUCAGGGGUAGGCAAGACUUGCCUCCUGUUUCGCUUUUCCGAGGACGCUUUCAACACCACCUUCAUCUCCACCAUCGGAAUUGACUUUAAAAUAAGAACAAUAGAGCUGGAUGGAAAGAAAAUCAAACUGCAAAUAUGGGACACAGCUGGCCAGGAAAGAUUCCGAACAAUCACAACAGCAUAUUACAGAGGAGCCAUGGGAAUUAUGCUGGUAUAUGACAUCACUAAUGAAAAAUCUUUUGAAAAUAUUAAAAACUGGAUAAGAAACAUUGAAGAGCAUGCCUCUUCAGAUGUUGAAAGAAUGAUCCUGGGCAACAAAAGUGAUAUGAAUGACAAAAGACAAGUAUCAAAAGAAAGAGGAGAAAAGUUAGCAAUUGAUUAUGGAAUUAAAUUCCUUGAGACAAGUGCAAAAUCCAGUAUAAAUGUAGAAGAGGCAUUUUUUACACUUGCACGGGAUAUAAUGACAAAACUCAACAGAAAAAUGAAUGACAGCAAUUCACCAGGGGCAGGAGGACCACUGAAAAUAACAGAGAGUAGAUCAAAGAAGAGCAGUUUCUUCCGAUGUACGCUUCUUUGAUAAACUCUUAAUAAUGGACUGCAGCACAGCUAGAAGAACUUUUCCUGCUUUUCCGAAAGCACAGGGUCCCAUAGCCCCAGAGACACAAUAGCACCAAGCUGCCACUGAGAGCUCCAUGGAACUCAGACUUCUUUAAACAAAAUACAACAUGGAUUUUGGCCAUGUGAUCUUUCAGCAGGUCAGGCUCCUCUUCUCAAACAUGGAAGCAGUGAAGUGGAGACACACACAGGAGUUAACUUUUUGUUUGUUUUCUCGCCUGUUGCAAAAGCUGCUAUCUUUCUUUUAACUUUGCACAUCAGUGUUAGUCCUUGCCUGUUACAGCACAAUCGUACACUUGUAUUUGCACAGUUUUGUCUUGUGAGGUUCUUAACAGAUUUGUCCAUUUUCUGGGAAGUUUACAAAAGAGAAAUUUUUAAAUUUACACAAAUUCAGAGCCUUCAUCUGGUUCUUAGGAACAUGUGUAAUUUGUUGUAUGUUCAUUGAAAAGCUCCAGUCUUAUGUAAAUUUCUUAAAAAGAAAAGUUAAAUGCUAAUAAGGUUUUUUAAAAUUCAAGAAAAUGCACCUGUCUGUACAGAGGCUAGAAUUUCUUCCUUUCUUUGGGAAUGUAGGGCUUUGCUUCACUCUUGUCUAUUUGACCACACAGAUAUUGGGAGUAGCUAAGACUAUAAUUUUCUAAAUUGAAAUCCUUUCUUCUUAGUUUUUAAAAACUGUUCUAAAUCACUUUUACUUGACUAUUCUAAAAAUAUUUGAUGCAGUGUGGUGUAAUGAAAGAAAGUUCAGCCUCAGAGUUCUGAAGACCUAAGCUCAAGUCCUGUGGGACUUAUAUGGGACUGUGAGCCUGCAAGCAAUCACUUUACCUCCUAGUCAGUGCCCCAGGUUACAGACAAAUUGCUAAUCCUUUUUUUUCGGGGGGGGGGGGGAGAGGGGGGGGAGUUUCUCCUGCAAGAGCUCUCUACAGGUAACCACACCUGACUCCACCCCAGUAAACUUUCCUUUUUCCCCCAGUUUUUUUUUAGCCUCUUCUUCCCUUCUCCCUUGUCUUAUUUCUUCACUUUCUAUCCAAUACUUUUUAACUUCCAAAUGUGAGAUUUUCUUAAAAAUUGAGACCUCAAAAUUUUUUUUUAUAUACAGUGGUAUGGCUGGAUUUUUUUUUUUAGUGGCUUAUGGAAGCUCCUCCAUAAUACUAUACUCGAAAUCUUCUUCUUGGAUUUGCAGCCCCUUUGCUUUUUUGGUAUUUCCUUUAUAUUAACUAUUUAUAGCAUAAACUCUGACCAGGGUUAGCAGGAAUUCCUUUUAGCUUGCAGAAAGCUUACUUGUAUAACGAGAGCAACCUGAGUAGAUAAUGUAACUUUGGGAAAUUUUAGGGAGUUGGAUUUUUAAAACACAUAUGUAUAACUGGACUUAGUAAAGCCUCUAGUAAAUAAUGCCCUUUCAAUCAAGAAAACAGCUAUUUUCAUCUGAUCAUGCCCUAAGUUAAUAAAUAUAAAGGUUGAUGGUGUUAUUCAGGGCAAAGCCAACCAGAAGCUUUCCUUUCUCACUGAACACUGAUUCCUGGUAUAUUCCGCAGAUUUUUUUAAAGGAAAAAAAAACCUUCAUGGAGCAGAAAUAAGAGAAAUUAGUGGUUAUUAAGGUGCCAAAUUCAGGUCAGCGCUAACCCAACAAUGAUGAGUGUUGUAACAUAGAAAGGAAUGAUAAAAGGAUGAAUAGGUGAAAUAUAUCUUUGUUAGUAAAUUGUUUCUUUGUAUACUUAUUCUGCUUUACUACAGUCACUAUCAUAAUUGAUGGGUAAUAGGAAAAAAAUGAAUUGGCUGUCACUACAGAGAAUUUUGUUUCAAAUAAGAUUUGUCAUUAGGAUGCUUGGACUGGAUUACCUUUCUCCAUGUUUCAAAACUUAUACACAUUUCAUCAGCAGUAAAUAUGCAGUAAAUAUUUCUGAUUGAUGUUAAGAUCUUACUACUAAAAAUCUCCAGUGUCAUAGGACUCUGUAGUCACCUGUAUAGAGUUGAUGGUUUAGGUGUUAUAGAUGAAACACUGCUCCAUAUUGCUGUUUCUCAUAUAAAAAUUAACUUGAUUAUAAAUCACUAUCUGUUAUUCAGAUGGAUUUUUUUUAAAGAAAAAAAAUCAUGUUCAAAAACAUCCCUCAUCAUUUUGUGUGUAUACCUAACCCUUUUCUAGAAAAGGGUCAAGUCAUUAAGUUUUCUGUAAGGUAGUAAAGUGCUUUCUAUAAAGGCAAGUGUUAUGACACCAUUUAUGAAUGUAAUUAUCUUUCAGUAAUUUACCUCUGACUAUUUGGUGUCUUAAUACUGAUUUUUAUCUCAGGGGUUGUCUGCAAACCAAAACUGACAUAUUCUAUGGUUAGCAAUGUUGUUGGUUUGUUUUUAAUAGAAUGCUUUGCCUUUGUUCCAUUUUCUCUCUGGUUUUGUCCUGUAUAUGUUAAUGCCUAGUCUCCAUGAAUUUUCCUCUGAAAGAGCCUGUGAAAGUUAUGAGUCUAAAAUUUUAGCUUUUUGAAGUAGCAGCCAUUUGGGGUAUUUGCUCUGUUGUAUAAAAAUAAGAUGUCUUUGCUAUUUUCUUACAUUUAGCCAUGCUAAAUUGUAUAUAAAUUUGAAGUGAGACAAUAGGAAAUUUCACUUUAUGCAUGGUAAAAUGAUCCAGUAAAUAUUUCAUUUUGCUUAAUAAUGUUCAUAUAAUACAUUAUUUUUUUUCUAUUUGUAGAAGGAUUUAAUAACAGACAAUUUUGUCUGUUCCCUGCUGAAACUGAAGAAUUCUAGUUUCAUGUGAACAUUUUUUUGGUCUUAUAAAUAAAGUAAAAUACAGAUAUUUGCAGCAGUAUUAAGUGGUUCAGUGGCUGCACUUUAUUAUCAGUGUGCUAAUUUUUUAUACUGGUUGGUGUAGACCUUUUCAAAUACAGUCUGAGAGAGUCAGACAAUGAAAAAAAUGUGCUGUAUCUGAGUAGCAUGUAAAUCAUUGAUUGUACAUUUCGCUGGGAACCUAUUUUAGCUAUAUUUUACUUUAGAAAAACAUAACGAUAAAUGAUAUGUUUUACCUGUGCAUCAGUUCAUAGGUGCUGCAGGUUUUCUUACUAUCCAUAUGAACAUUUUGUGCAGUCUUUGUAACCUUUCAGAAGACUAUUAUCUUUACUUUGAAGGACUUUUAAAAACUAUACCUCAGUUUGAAAACUAGUAUUCUAAUAUGUAGUAGAACAAAGGUGAGCCAGCUGUUAUACAUUUUACAAAAUAGUAGAUUUAUGUUUUGUCUCGAAUUAAAGGCAUCACUAGUUUUUAGUGGACAUUUAAGGGUUUAGACUAGAACCUGUUAAGUCCAAUAAUGCAAAAAACAAUUAUUCCAUCUCUUUUUAAAAGUGUAGCUGUGCAAUAUAGGUAAACUUCUGCAAAAGUUCCUCCAAGAUUACAGCUUAAAUUUUCAGGUCCUCAAUGGUAAUUAUCUCUGUUGUGGCUAAUAAAGCUUUGAACUUAUGAUCAACAAAUGAAACAUUUAUUCAGAUUUUUUUCCUUCUUUCUUUUUCUUUGUAUUUUCUUUUAUUCAUGACCAAGACUGUUUUAUAUAUAAAUUUACUACUUAGCCUUUGAAAAUGAUCUUUCAAUCUUAAUAUUAAAACCGUGUUUGGUUUACUUAUGUAAAAUUUAGGUCAUUUAUUUCUAGUUGACUUUGCAAAUGUCUCUUUUUAGAAAGAGCAUUUCCUCUUCUUUUUUGCACCAUCUGAAAGAAAAGGGAUGCCUCAAACAUGUGACCUACAGGAACAGGAUGUUAGUGAAAAUCAUAUUCUACAACUAGCAGUUUUACAGUAGAAUUAAAAUUUUUUUAGGCUAAUAAAACUGAUGUUUCUUGUUCACUAUGAAAACUUAUCUUUAAUCUGACUUUCAUUUACUGAAAUGUGCAGAUAUAAAGCUCAAGAAAGAAUUAUUUGUAGUUAUUUUCAGAUCACUUCAUCUCUUAUGCUUGUGCCACAUCUGAUUGCAUUUAAUUAUGCCAAGAAAUAACAUAAUUUACAUUUAAUUGUCUUAGUUUCCACUGAAUUUAAUUAUUACAGUGCAUUCCUAUGGCCUUACAAAUGGGUGGUUUUUGUUCAUUUGCAACUGACACUGCUGAAAUAGGACUCCAACUUCUUUAAUGCAAUAUAUAAUUUAAGUAUCUGACUAAAAAACAAAACCCUAAAAGAAAAGGCUUAGUUUUUCAGUAGAUUUGCCCUACCCUUUGUGUGUUUAAGCACAUUUUAUCUCUGCUCCAGAAGCUUAAUGUGAAAAGCUCCUGCAGAUAAAUGGAUUUGUUAUGUGGUUAAAUUUGUUUGAAUCUAAUCAUUAACUGUGUACUGAUACUGAUGCUGUGUUCAAAAGAAAAAAAAAGAAUUUUAUUCCAUGUCAACUUUUUUUACAACAAUGUGUCUAAAAUAAAGACUACAUAAUUAUGAAAUACUUUCCAUUUCAUAAUGUUGUUUGAAAUUUCCUUCUAUCUACCAAGAAUGGAAACAAAUCUUAGCUGACAUGUGACUGUAUUCUCAGCAAAAGUGAUGAGACACAAUGCACAAGCUGCUCAUUGCAAUGGAGUUGUCUCCUAACCAGAUUUCUGACUGUUUUGAAAUAGCAAAGAAAGAUGAGUGUUAAUACAACUGCACAGAGAAUCAAAUACUUGAAGCCCAUAAAGAUGAACAGGGAAGCCAUAAAGAAGAUGGGUUUUCUUUUUAGUCUGAUGGACAGAAUAAAGUAAACAUUUUCUGAAAUGUAAAUUAUAACUUUUUUCCUUUGUAAGGCAAGGUUUAAGUAAUGGGAUGAUUAUCUAAAGAUCAUUUUUUAUAUGGGUAGGGCAUGUUAUGUGAGUCAAAUAAAAAACCAAAAAUUUGGAUUCACAAAUAUUAGAUUACAAGGAAAAAAGAAAAAAGAUAGCAAAGAAUAAAGUCUGGGAAAAGCAGGUCAAAAAAUUAAAUUUUAAUUAAAUUUUUUUCAAAUGUGAGGGAGAAAAGGUUAUUCCUUUUAUAUGAUUAAUUCAUGAAACUUACCUAUAGACUUGGAUUAUUUACUUUUGGAUAGUGCUGAAAAGUUGAAAGGCAGAAAAAGUG
Messenger RNA from Dromiciops gliroides (monito del monte), 5743 nucleotides. It is a transcript of the gene RAB8B, whose product is annotated as RAB8B, member RAS oncogene family. Gene Ontology annotation, biological process: protein secretion; protein localization to plasma membrane; Golgi vesicle fusion to target membrane. Gene Ontology annotation, molecular function: GTP binding; GTPase activity. Lineage: Eukaryota; Metazoa; Chordata; Mammalia; Microbiotheria; Microbiotheriidae. The transcript is spliced from 8 exons. Bases 49 to 672 code for a protein of 207 amino acids. Gene Ontology annotation, cellular component: plasma membrane; trans-Golgi network transport vesicle; endosome. The record is from RefSeq and is a predicted model, not a curated record.